AUAGACACGUCAGAUAGGUAAAAUUACAGUGCACCUCAGAGCAGCAGAUUGGAAACUUCAAGAUUGAAGGGCAUUCUUAAACACAGCUAAACUACACCUUUUCAACAUCUGUUAUAGUUUCUUUCUCAUCAAGUUCAACUAGAAUUGAAUGGAUGCUGGGUUUUUCAUCUGUAACUAGAAGGCAACAACACUUGAUUAGGUGUUUGGGAGGUUGUAAUAACCACUAUAGAUACACAACAAUUCUACAUAAUCACAAUCAGCAGCAGAAAAAAAUGCAGUCUGUGACACCUAUUUUAGAAGCUGAUGCUGUCAGUAUAAUUAAGUCAAUUACUCCAGCUCUUGAUCAUUCUAGGCACAAGGGCCAAGCAGGAAAGAUAGCUGUUGUAGGUGGAUGCCGCGAAUAUACAGGUGCCCCAUACUUCUCUGCUAUUUCGGCUCUGAAAAUUGGUGCAGAUUUGUCACACGUCUUCUGUACUAAAGAUGCAGCCCCUGUUAUAAAAUGUUACAGCCCUGAGUUGAUAGUACACCCUGUUUUAGAAGAAUCAUACAGUGUCAGUGAUGAUGAAAAAAGCUCAAGAGCAGACAAGGUUCUCGCUGAGGUUGAUAAGUGGAUGGAAAGGUUUGACUGCCUUGUUAUUGGCCCGGGUCUUGGAAGAGAUCCAUAUCUUCUGGAUUGUGUUAGUGAUAUCAUUAAGCAUGCAAGGCAGUCCAAAGUUCCAAUGGUCAUAGAUGGGGACGGACUAUUUCUUGUUACAAACUGUCCUGAUCUUGUAAGUGGGUAUCCCUUAGCAGUCCUGACUCCAAACGUGAAUGAAUACAAACGACUGGUUCAGAAAGUACUAAAUGGUGAAGUAAAUGAUCAAAAUGGACCUCAACAGUUAAUUAAUCUUUCCAAGGGCAUGGGUGGUGUAACUAUACUAAGGAAAGGAAAAUCUGAUCUCAUCAGUGAUGGUGAAACAGUGAGAUCAGUAAGCAUCUAUGGUUCUCCAAGGCGAUGUGGUGGUCAGGGUGAUAUACUUUCUGGAAGUGUUGCAUUAUUUCUUUCCUGGGCUCGUCAACAAGAUGGGGAAUCUAAACUAAACAUGAAUCCUACAAUGUUGGGUUGCAUUGCUGGGUCAAUCUUAAUGCGGAAGGCAGCAUCAUUUGCUUUUGAACACAAAAAAAGGUCAACACUUACCAGUGAUAUCAUUGAGUGCUUAGGAAGAAGUAUGGAAGAUAUUUCCCCAGUUAACUGAUCGUUCAGCAGCGUAACAGUACUAGUUAAACCACUGCUCUAUAUGUCAUUACCUUCUACAGUUAUAAUUUCUUUUGCUGUAUGUGCUUCUUUCUCCUUUGGUAUGUGUUGUUUUAGACCUUAAAUGUUCGAAAGCUUAAAAGAUUAUACAUCUUGAGCAAUGUUACACACA
Daucus carota subsp. sativus is the source of this 1406-nucleotide messenger RNA. RefSeq names its product ATP-dependent (S)-NAD(P)H-hydrate dehydratase. The transcript is spliced from 11 exons. Gene Ontology annotation, biological process: metabolite repair. The record is from RefSeq and is a predicted model, not a curated record. NCBI's taxonomy places the organism in Eukaryota, Viridiplantae, Streptophyta, Magnoliopsida, Apiales, Apiaceae. Gene Ontology annotation, molecular function: ATP-dependent NAD(P)H-hydrate dehydratase activity. Bases 153 to 1235 code for a protein of 360 amino acids.